Molecule: messenger RNA, 4432 nt
Organism: Gekko japonicus
Lineage: Eukaryota; Metazoa; Chordata; Lepidosauria; Squamata; Gekkonidae
Gene: TPRA1
Product: transmembrane protein, adipocyte asscociated 1
Exons: 11
Coding region: 321-1487 (388 amino acids)
Biological process (GO): G protein-coupled receptor signaling pathway
Cellular component (GO): plasma membrane
Molecular function (GO): G protein-coupled receptor activity
Source: RefSeq, a predicted model, not a curated record
UUCCCAGAAAAUGUGGUAGCAAAGGUGCUUAGAGUUGUAAGUGUGUCCUUAUCUGAACUGGCAGCUGGAGACGUCCUGGGGGAGACGGUACCGAAAGGCGCUGUUUUCGGCUACAUUGCAAAACGGGUUGUGGAGGACGCUCCCUCGAACGUACGUUCUCCACCCCUUCUUGGACCUGGGACAGAAUCUGCAGGAUGGCCGGGUCGGAGUCCCGGGAGUGAGCCCGCGAGAGAGAACGGCUUCCCUACCGUGCCGGCGGGCGAAAGUAGCAAAGAGGUCGCGGAGAAGCAGCGCCUCCAGCGGCCGGGGGCGAGGAAGAGAUGGAUGGUGGCAGGAUGGCAUCAAUGGCAACGUUAUUCACAAAUGACAACACCGCCUCUCUGUCACCCUCCACCAUGUUAGUAACUGCAUUGGACAAUGUGACUUCUGCACCCUUGACAACUGUACAGUUUUUUAAUGACACCAACAUUACUGUCCCACACAAGUGUUUGUUAUUGUUGUAUGAAGAUAUCGGAACAUCCAGGGUCCGUUACUGGGAUCUUUUGCUGCUGGUUCCCAAUGUGCUUUUCUUUGCAUUUCUCCUCUGGAAGCUGCCCUCUGCCAGGGCUAAAAUCCAUGCCACAUCCAGUCCAAUCUUCACUACCUUCUACAUACUAGUGUUUGUGGUGGCUGUGGUUGGGAUCGCUCGGGCUGUUGUCUCCAUGACGGUCAGCGCCUCGACGGCUGCGACAGUUACUGACAAGAUCCUAUGGGAAAUCACAAGAUUCUUCCUUCUGGCCAUUGAGCUGAGCAUGGUGAUCCUUGGCCUGGCAUUUGGUCACUUGGAGAGCAAAUCCAGUGUCAAGCGUGUGUUAGCCAUCACCACGGUGCUGUCGCUGGCCUACUCGGUCACUCAGGGAACACUGGAAAUCCUGUACCCAGAUGCCAGACUCUCAGCAGAAGACUUCAAUAUCUAUGGCCAUGGUGGGCGGCACUUCUGGCUUGCAAGCUCCUGUUUCUUCUUUCUGGUUUAUUCAUUGGUGGUGAUUCUUCCAAAAACUCCUUUGAAGGACCGUAUUUCACUACCAUCAAGGAAGAGUUUCUACAUCUAUGCUGGAAUUCUUGCUGUGUUGAACCUGGUGCAGGGCCUGGGCAGUGCUCUACUCUGUGCGGGCAUCAUAGAAGGAUUAUGCUGUGUCGACGCAACAACCUUCCUCUACUUCAGCUUCUUUGCUCCUCUCAUAUACGUGGCGUUCCUGAAAAGCUUCUUUGGGUCUGAGCCAAAGAUCCUCUUCUCCUAUAAAUGCCAGGUGGAUGAACCCGAGGAUGUUGAUGUGCACCUCCCGCAUGCCUAUGGCGUGGCCAAGAAAGAAGGCCCAGAUUCCACCUUCUACUCCAGCACCCAGAUUGACACCGCGGCCUACCUGGAUGAUAUUGCUUCCAUGCCCUACCACGUGGGCAGCAUCAACAGCAUUGACAGUGACCGCUGGAAAGCCAUCAAUUCCUAAGGCGAACCUGGUUCCCAUUUUUGAAGAAAGCAUCUCUCUUGGAUCCCUCAGCUUUGUCACAAAUUUGCCCUUGGAAUUCUUUAAUGUGUUGUCUUUUUCCUUGAGGAUUUUAAAUAUAUAUAUAUAUUGAAAUCCAGCUUGGAAGAAAAAUCAGCUCCAGUGGCCUUCCCAGAAGCUGGCCCUUGUGCUCAUGCCAGGAAAACCUAGACCAGCUUUGUUUCAAAAUGCAUAACUAUUACACCUUUCAUCUUGAACAUUCCAAAUAUACGUGAUUAGGAGUGACGGCAAACUUUUAUUGAUGGCGAAAAGUGCAUACAGCUGGGAGUGCUUGACUAUUCAACUGAACAUAAAGCUGGACUAUGUUUUUGAUGUUCCACUUGGGUUAAUUUCCUAAAUAGUCCUGUUCCCAACCAGACUAAGCUCCCAGCAGAACACUGUUUGGAAAAGAAGCUAGGGGAGGAUGGGACUGAUCUCUGGCAGUGGCAACUGGGUGGGAUUUUUGACUCUGGAGACCCUUUCUGAAAACUCUGGAUACCCUUUCUGGAAAGAUUUUCUAAAUAUUCCCAUAAUUGGUUGCAGGAGAGGAGUGUGUUCGUGUGCGUGUGCAUAAUAUAUAUAUAUGUUUAUAAUAUAUAUCCUGGAUAUUGCAAGAGGGAGGAAAAGUGGCCAGCAGGGAAAGGUCUCUGUGGAACUUGUUGCUGUGCAACUGAACCACUCUGACUGGUGGAUGGGCAGCCUGGAGUUUCGUACACUGAAUUAGGGCUGAGUUUGCAGCUGAAACUUAGCCAAGAGAGAGUUACCGAAAAGUGAUCUGCUACUUGAUGCUGACAGAGCUCCAGAGCCAGUGGGACUAGGAAGGAAAGCGUUUGCUCAGACUGACAGCUCCAAAAGUGUUCCAGAGUACUGGCUGAGUGGAAGUAUUCUGAUGAGCCAUGUGUUGGAGAGGCUGUGAGUGAAGAUGAUAGGGUUGGCAUUGGAGUGGAAUAUAUAGGGUGGCAGUAACUUCGAUGUGUAGGCUGGCAGCAGGCUGUUCAGUGUGUACCACCAUUUUGCUCUCCAGUCCUAUGUGCUCUUCAGCCAAGGCUAAUCGUGUACUGUGUAGUACAGGUUUUUAGGAUCAGAUGGGACUUCCUGGAACUUGGCUUGAGGUUUUACUUGUGUGAAGCCCACAGUACUAAGUAGCUGGCUGUUUCCUUGGCAGGUAGCCAGUCUUCUGAGGCUUGUCUGUGGGAUCAGUAAAGUGAAAGAGGGCUAUUCUCCAGUAAUAACAAGAGGUGUUCUUGAUUCUAUACAGGGAGAAACUGGGGUUGGGGGAACCCCAUGCCCUGAGUCUGAAGGGUAUCUGUGUACGAAUGCCUGGCUUUCCUCCCCAUGUUCUCUCAUCAUGUAAUUAAGCAAAAGAUGAAGGAAUGGGAAGGGACAUUAACCGUUCUGUGUAAUGGGGGAGCAUAUUUGUUUGAACUGUGGCUGGCCAGGAGGCAAGUGGUAACACAGUUAAUUGUACAAUUGAGAGUUCCAGGUACUGAGGCCGCAAGACUAUCAGAGGAACAUUCACAAGUUUCUUAUUUGCUGUUGCUGCUAAUAUUUGGAGCUGGUUAGUACCAAAUAUCCUAGAUUCUGAUGAUACAUGGCAGAGGUCCAGUGCUUGGGUGAAGGUUCUUUGGAAACGAAUGGAGCGUACUUUCCAGCCGAUACCUUCAGGGACAAGGUGGAAGCUGGGCAGAUCCUGCAGCUGUCCUCUUGCUAAUACGUGCUUCCUCUUAUGCCUGAUGGUUCUGUUGUUUUGUGAUAUCUGCUUGGCACAUCUAAAUGUUUUUCUUUCUUUUUUCUUUUUGCCUUUUAAAAACUUUUUAAAAUUACUCUUUCUCCCCAAACUGAUUUGAUUAUGUCUGCUUUGGAGAAGUUAAUGCAAAUGGACAGGAUUGUGGUGGUGACCCAACACUUGCUGCUGCCCUAGUUUAACCUGUAGUAAAUGGAGACAUUGAACACUGGCUUCAUCCAGGGUUGCUCCUUUUAGAGAUGUCACCUCUAGGGUGAGGUGUCUUUUUAUCCUGUAUGGUUUAGGCUCCAGUUGCGUGUGUUUGUUGAGUACCUGACAGGGCUGGACUGGCCUAGCCACGGUCUGUCUCUCUGACUCACGUACUUACUUACACACACCCUUUUGUAAUGCACUGGAUAGCAGGUAGAGCUUGGCAAUGGGGCAGUCAUGAGAGAUGUGAUGCGACUUGGUUGUUAUCCAGCCAUGUGUACAGGCAUACCUGUCCCUUUGAUAAUGUCUUGUUAUCCUGAAAUGAGCCAGUUCUCUGUCUUUCCAUUGGCCGCAGGGCACUGGAUGGGGGGGAGCAGAGGGUGUAAUAAUGAUACCAUAUAAGGUAUUUUUUCCUGUCCCUGUUCAACUGGAAUUAAAGAUGCUUCCCUUGAGUAAGGUGGUUCCUGGAUCGUGGUAAAAAGCUACUAACCCUUGACAACAAAACACAAUUUCCUUGGAUUUCUUACAGUUUAUUCCAGGAAUGUUCCUACAGUCUUCCCACAAUCUGUAGAAAAUACAAAGUACUCUGAAUUACGAAGAUGGAUUCCUUGAGUGAUGUGAAUUGGAAUGAGACUGGAUUUAGAUCAUGGUGUGCUAACCAUGGUGUGUCAGAUGCUGACCCAUCAUUAAAGGGGUGCUGGAUUCUUCUACUUUCUCUUUUUGCCUCCUCGUAAAUUCCAGUAUUUACUCUGUACAUCUUGCAUUGUCUCUGCUGCUGAGGAGUUUCUGCACUAAGUGAAGGAAUUAUCUCCUUCCAAGCAUUGAGGUUUUUAUGGGUAUAUAAAAAUGCCUCCCAGGGGGUCAGCACACGAUAUGGUUCGUGAGUGUGUGUGUGUGAAUACACUGCCUGUUCUGUGUGCUGUUAGAAGGGGGGCCCCUGAAAAUAGAAUAAUGUAUAUUUUUUGUCUGUAAAAUA